Molecule: messenger RNA, 3928 nt
Organism: Lacerta agilis (Sand lizard)
Lineage: Eukaryota; Metazoa; Chordata; Lepidosauria; Squamata; Lacertidae
Gene: ADAM12
Product: ADAM metallopeptidase domain 12
Exons: 24
Coding region: 298-3096 (932 amino acids)
Biological process (GO): proteolysis
Molecular function (GO): metalloendopeptidase activity
Source: RefSeq, a predicted model, not a curated record
UUCUGAAGCCAUUUGAGUCACACACACAACAAUCUGAGAGAAGAGACGUUUGAGACAAAACAAGAUCAUUCAUCAUCGCUGGAGGGGAAGAAGAAUUUUACAGCCAGCCUUAAAAUUAAUCCCAAAUGAGGGAGUCUCCUUCCAACACGAACUGAAAAUUGGCAGGUCACUUGUUCUGCAAAGGAACGGUUUCUGCCUGCACGUUUCGGAGGGCACUAGGACCCUGCGCGGGAGCAGCAGGACGAAGGCAAAGAAGACAAUAAUUUGUUCCAUUGUAAUGAGAACUUCUAGGCUAAGAUGUUCAUGCGUCGCCAUGCAGAGCGGCUACGCUCCCUUCCUCCUCCUCCUCCUCAGCCCCCUGCCCAGCUCUUGCUCCUGCUGCUGCUCAGCCUCUUAAUAGCACCACCAUCCGGAGCUCAAGGAGGGGAUGCAAAGCACAAGCUGGAAUUCUCUAGGCAAUGGAUUCCAAAGAACCUAUCAGCACACUAUGAAAUAAUAGUCCCUUAUCUCCUGAGUAGUGAACAGUGGACACCAUUAAAAAGCUCUUAUUCCAAGACUCACCCAGCAGUGCUGAAACUUCUUAUACAAACUGAAAGUGAGCAACUUGUCAUCAUUCUGGAGAGAAAUGAUGACCUUUUUGCUGGCAACUUCACAGAAACACACUAUUUGGAAGAUGGUACUGGUGCUGUUCUUGCGCGUAAUUACACAGCUCAUUGCUACUACCAUGGUCAUGUGCAAGAUUAUGCUGAGUCUGCAGUAACUUUGAGUACAUGUUCUGGACUCAGGGGACUUAUUUUGUUUGAGGAUAAUGCCUAUAUUUUGGAGCCACUGGAAGGUGCUACGAAUGAACAUAUAAUCUACCAAGCAAGGGACUUAAAACUAGCUCUGGGUUCUUGUGGUCAUCAUCUCAACAUCUCAGGCAUCACUCUGGAGGAUACCACACAAUCUACCCAGAAAUUUGCUAGCAGGCACAAGAGAGAAGCCCUGAAAUCUACCAAGUAUGUGGAACUCAUUAUUGUGGCCGAUAAUCGAGAGUUUCAGAGACAGGGCAAAGAUGUGGAGAAAGUGAAGCUGAGGCUGAUAGAAAUUGCAAACUACGUUGAUAAGUUCUAUAGGCCACUAAAUAUACGAAUAGCCUUGGUUGGAGUGGAAGUCUGGAAUGACAUGGAUAAGUGCACAAUAACCCAGGACCCCUUCACCAGCCUUCAUGAGUUUUUGGACUGGCGAAAGUUGAAACUUCUACCUCGUAAACCCCAUGACAAUGCACAACUAGUGAGUGGAGCUUAUUUCCAAGGUACUACCAUUGGCAUGGCACCUAUAAUGAGCAUGUGUACUGCAGAGCAGUCUGGAGGUAUUGUUAUGGACCAUUCCGACAGCCCUCUGGGAGCAGCAGUAACUCUGGCACAUGAGUUGGGCCAUAAUUUUGGGAUGAACCAUGACACACUGGAAAGGGGCUGCAAAUGCAAAGCAUCUGCUGACAAAGGAGGCUGCAUCAUGAACCCUUCAACAGGCUACCCAUUUCCUAUGAUGUUUAGCAGCUGCAGCAAGAAAGACCUGGAAAGCAGCUUGGAGAAAGGAGUGGGGAUGUGCCUAUUCAACCUGCCUGAAGUUAAGGAAUCUUUCGGUGGUCCCAAGUGUGGGAAUGGCUAUGUAGAAGAAGGAGAGGAGUGUGACUGUGGGGAAACUGAGGAAUGUACAAAUGAAUGCUGUAAUGCUACUACUUGCACUUUAAAACCAGGAGCAGUGUGUGCCCAUGGGCUUUGCUGUGAAGACUGCAAGCUGAAGCCAGCAGGGGUCUUAUGCAGGCACUCCAGUAAUUCCUGUGACCUUCCUGAAUUCUGCACUGGAGGCAGCCCUCUCUGCCCAGCCAAUGUUUACUUACAUGACGGACACCCCUGCUACAGGGUAGAUGGGUAUUGCUAUAAUGGCAUGUGCCAGACACAUGAGCAGCAAUGCAUCACACUCUGGGGACUAGGUGCUAAACCUGCCCCUGGGAUAUGCUUUGAGAGAGUCAAUUCUGCAGGUGAUCCUUAUGGAAACUGUGGGAAGGAUUCCAAAAGUUCUUUUGCCAAGUGUGAACCCAGAGAUGCUAAGUGUGGAAAAAUUCAGUGUCAAGGGGGAGCAAAUCGACCUGUAAUUGGUACCAAUGCUGUCUCCAUAGAAACAAACAUCCCAUUACAAGAAGGAGGCAAAAUUCUAUGCCGUGGAACCCACGUAUACCUGGGGGAUGACAUGCCUGACCCUGGUCUUGUCCUUGCUGGAACAAAAUGUGAAGAUGGAAAAAUCUGUCUUAACCGGCGCUGCCAAAAUACCAGCGUAUUUGGGGUUCAUGAAUGUGCAACAAAAUGUCACGGACGUGGAGUCUGCAACAAUAAAAAAAAUUGCCAUUGUGAGGCCCACUGGGCUCCUCCCUUUUGCGACAAGGCAGGAUUUGGUGGCAGUGUAGACAGCGGGCCAGUUAGACAAUCUGAUAAAAGAAGCUUAAUAAUAGGGCUACUCAUAACCAUCCUGUGCCUUCUGGUUGCUGGUUCACUUAUGUACAUCAAAAGGAAGAUCUUGAUUAGAUUGUUCUUUAUUAAUAAGAAGACUACAAUAGAGAAACUAAGGUCUGUGACUCCAGCAAGGCCUUCCAGUUCAUUUGAACCUAAUCACGUUCCUAUCUCAACCCGCAGUAGUACAAAUCUGGUGAAAAAGUCACGAAAUUUGAAUACACCUAAGAGACAUGAUCCACAAGGAUUGCAACGAUAUCACACAGAUAAUGUUAGCAAUCCUGUGAAGACACAGAAUACACCACGGUUGAGCCCACCAGAGCGUAUUGUCCCACCCCUGUGUGAAUUACCGUGUCUGCAGCCCACUUCCAGAAGGUUGCUGCCUGCCAGCCCCUCACCCAGAUGUGAUCAGGAAUCUUUCAAGCCAAGUCCUCCGCGAAAACCUUUGCCAGCUGAUCCUCAGAAGAACAAAUCUGCUCAGUUUAAGAGUUCCUCCACAGAAGUAUUUGGGCUUCCAAAACCUGUGCCUCAAAUUGCCCCUGUCAGGCCUGCACCUAAACAACCACUUCAUAUGCCUAGAGCCUGCAAUACUGCCUAUAUGAAAUGACAACAUGGAACAUCAUUUGUAUCCUGGAAAGUGAAGACAGAAUUUUGCACUAUUUUCAUCUCCAGUUGGAGAUCAAUAUUUUUAUAUCAAUAGGUAGAAUUUUUAAUGUUCAAAACCCAUUAUUUUAAAGAACUCUGAGCUACUGCCUGUGGUGCUAUGCUGUGUGAAGGUGGUGUGCUUCUUUGCUCAGGUACUUGUAAAUUAUUAAUUUAUAUUUAAUAUUUAUUACAGUGCAGAGCACUGUAGUAGAUAUUGUUUCACCAUAACCAAGUUUUCCUAGGAAGGAAGCCAUUUUUGUGAUGUUUAAACAGUCUUGAACCAUCCAUUACAGAUUUCUCAAUGUUUGGUACAAACUCCUCAAAGUUUGUUUAGUUUGGACCUGUUCCUAUACAGAAUGUUAACCGAAGCUGAAUUGAAACUUUGCUGAAACCAAGAGACAGGUGAAAUUUCAAAAGCUAGGGGCUGAUAUUUUGUCAAUAGAAUCUGGAGGGAAAAUAUUACUUCUAGGGUGUAUUUUCAAGGAAGGUUAAGAAAAUAAGUGCCAAAAUGAAGAAUUACCUAAAUGUCUAGGUUAAACAGGUCUUAGGCAUUGGCUCUAUCAAAUAGAUGUACAUUUUCUGCAUAAAAAUUCAGAUUUUACAAAGUACAUGCUUUUCCAAUACAACCAGACUUUUAUCAUUGUGUGUUGUAACUAAAAAUUCUAAAUGGCCUGAUCCUGUGCACUGCCAAACCCUGGUUAGAGGGAUAGAUCUGCUGACACAGCACUACAGUAGUUACUUGUGCUCUGACCACAAUACUUAACCCCAGCCAACUGGGUGGUUCAACAACAGGC